AUGUCGUCCUGUGUUGAUCUCUGCUCUCAGCAGCAGUUGUGUCCCAGCAAACGAGGAUUCAGUGUCCGAUCCUUUGGAACAGGGACUCAUGUGAAACUGCCAGGACCAGCACCGGACAAGCCAAAUGUUUACGAUUUCAAAACAACAUAUGAUCAGAUGUACAAUGAUCUCCUUAGGAAAGACAAAGAACUAUACACACAGAAUGGGAUUUUACACAUGUUGGACAGAAAUAAGAGAAUCAAGCCACGACCAGAAAGAUUCCAGAACUGCAAAGAUGUUUUUGAUUUGAUCCUAACGUGUGAAGAAAGAGUCUAUGAUCAAGUAGUAGAAGAUUUAAAUUCCAGAGAGCAGGAGACAUGUCAGCCAGUACAUGUGAUCAAUGUGGACAUUCAGGAUAACCAUGAGGAGGCAACCCUGGGUGCUUUCCUUAUCUGUGAGCUCUGCCAGUGUAUACAGCACACAGAAGACAUGGAAAAUGAAAUAGAUGAGCUGUUACAGGAAUUUGAAGAGAAAAGUGGAAGGACUUUUCUUCAUACUGUCUGCUUUUAUUAAAGCACAUUUGUCUCUUAGGCCUUAAUACAGAUGAGGGAAGCAUGUGUUAAAAGUUCUGAUUAUACUGUAUUUUCCUGGAAAAUGAAUAUUGAUCUUUUUUUUUUGUUUAAAAAACUCCUUUUCAGUGUCUUUUUGUUUUGUUUCAGGUAUUCUGUCACAGGUAGGCAGAGAUACUGGUUGGGGUUGUACAUAUGAGAUGAUUAAAAGUAUACACAAAGGCCACGUAUUUAAAAAUGAAAAUCAAGAUUUUCUUUAAAUCCUACUUUAAUUAUUACAAGUAGGUUUUUAAUUAUAAAGAGAAUGUUUCUUGAAUAUAAGUUUAUAAUGUAUUUUUCCAGCUUACAAAUUUAUUUUAUUUCAGUUGUGCUUUUUUUUUUUUAUUUUAAUGUGACAGAAUGGCUGAACUAUGUGAGGAUAUGAAUGGAACAAUGCAAAACGAGUAUCUGUAUAUUAUUAGAUAUAAAGUUGGAAGCAUCCAAUAAAA
Molecule: messenger RNA, 1036 nt
Organism: Antrostomus carolinensis (chuck-will's-widow)
Lineage: Eukaryota; Metazoa; Chordata; Aves; Caprimulgiformes; Caprimulgidae
Product: RNA polymerase II subunit A C-terminal domain phosphatase SSU72
Exons: 5
Coding region: 1-552 (183 amino acids)
Biological process (GO): mRNA processing
Cellular component (GO): nucleus
Molecular function (GO): phosphoprotein phosphatase activity
Source: RefSeq, a predicted model, not a curated record